AUGGCAUUUGCUCCGGGUUCAGGAGGAGGAGGAGGUAGAGCUCCUCAAGGGCAGCAGCAAGCUCAAAUUCUGAUGACAGCAAACAUGCCGCCAGAAGCCUACCUCCGGUUGACAGUGAGUUUUUUGCAGUUUAUCACAUCUAAAUGAGUUCAUCGGAAAAACGGUUUGCUAAACGGCAGCGUGAAGAUUUCUAUCUAGAUAGGAGGAUUUCUUAUCGUGGUCUACAUCCUUUUGCAACAAAUUUAUUUGUCUCUAUUUCUCACUCGGUGUACGCCGAAAAUCGUAGAACGUGUUGGAACAAACGGAUAUUUUAACACUCGACCGUAGGUUGACCAGAACUAUGUGUACAAAUAUAUAAAACACUGCGUGACCUUUUCGCAAACCUAUAAACCCCGUACGGCGCGCGCCCUCCGUUCGUUCUUUGAUUAUCAUCAGCACUUCCUUGACAGACUUUUGAAGACAUCCAAAAUCAUCACUCUCUCAUCUUUGGCCAUUUGAAAGGCGGCAGAAACAUGGAAACAUUAAGGGCAAUGUAGGCGAGUCUGGAAUCUUGAAGCAUCAGCCUAAAUGUGUCUCUCUUUUUGUCUUCCCAUCGCUUUUCUGAUCUUCACUCUAACACCCACUUUUCGUGUAAGCCGCGGUGUCUAAUUUCACAUGCAAAUAAACAGUUGGCAUGGACUCGAGCCCUACAAGGACCUCCUUGAUGUCUGUCACGCUGCUUUUGUCCGCAGUCUUUUUUCGAAUAUCGGAUUUCUACGAGAAAAUAGUACAAACGACGUUUUUUGUUCUCCCUCUUUCUCCCGAGAAAGCCCCAGUCUUGUUCACACAUUGGGAAAGAGUUCUCACGUACUUAAUUUGUUUGUUUCGUAGAGCGAAAGACGACAUUGUCUGUUUGGCAGAAAAUGUUUAGUUUACAUAGUUUAUGACAUGGACCGGACCAUUCGACAUAAGAGACUCGAUAGAACAUCUGUUUUUUGAGAUCAAAAUUUCUAAUUGAAACCAGAUUGAGGAUAGAAUUGCUCUGUCUGUAAAAAGCUAUAGUAUUUUCCUCAUGAGUCACAAAAAUUAACUAAUGUCGGAAACAAACAAUAUUUCCGUUGAUUCCUUUUUCGGCCAGUGACCAAUGUUUCCGAUUCCAAUUCUGGCGGCGCGGUGAUUCAGAAUGUCGCGAUUGUCGAUUGCAAAACAAAACUUGAUCAUCAAAUGAAAAAAAAAGAGACAGCAGGUAUUGCCCUUUUUGUUUUUCGACGUCGUCAUCGUUCUUUCCGUCCGUUCACUCCUCCGCCUUCUGAUAUCAUUCCAUUUGGAUACAGUUCCCACAGGUUGUCGUGAAAAAGAGAGAAUGUUUUCGUCUUUUUCAUCUUUCCUUUCCGUCUUUCGCGUCUCCAGUCCUUCGCCAAACCACAUAAUGAUCACGUGAAUCUACAUUUCUUUUCCAUUUUCUUUCUCUCCCCCCCACUUUUUUUCCACCACUUGCUGAUGUUUAAUCAAAGCUGUUUGUGUGCCUCUUCCCUCUUUUCUCUUUUCGAAUGUCCUUUUUCUCGCUCUCUUAAGCUCUUCUCCCUUCCAUUCCAAUGUGCGUGAGAGUGAGAGAGAAAGAAGGAAAAGAAGAAGAAGAGAAGGAGUGCCUCUGCUCACAUAUCACUUGGUCCGUUAGUGUCAUGGGACCCCGGGGGGGCAUUGCGUCGGCGCCCCAGCUUUUCGAGUGUCUUUCAAAAUCUUGUGGCCCAAGGACCGCCCUUUCUGGUCCCGCAGAGUGUGCUCGGCUGGAGAAGAGCAGCGCUAGUGAUUUCUGAACACAUUUUGCAACCAUUUGGGCGCUUUUUUUGAGAGUGCUUGAUGAAUGACAGAGUAAUCUAGACAUAAUGGAUUCUGAAAAGAGCGGAAAAGCUCAUAAACGUAUCAAGGGGGAAUUUCUUGAAGGACCUGUUGAAGUAGAUCUCAAAUAGGAAAAGUACUCCAUUUUUUCAUUAUCCUCGACUUUGCGAGCUGAAGCAAUUAUUCUAAAAGCACACGUCCAUUCAUCUUGACGCUUGGUUAUUCUAGUGGUUCUUUCGUGACCAACCAUCUUUUGUUCGAAGCUCAAAGUACAAGAUCAUCUCUUUGAAAAAUGUCAGUUUUCUGAUCUUCGCAAAAAUCGAUUUUUGAACGCUGCCAGCAAGUAGUUCCAUUCCUCCUUCAACGAGACCGUUUCGUCUUUUCUUUUACUUUUUUGCCCGCCUGACAGUGCCCAGCGAGUCAUUGAUCAUGGCGCCAACAGCCGGUCUGAUGAUGACAACACAUUGAAAAAGGCAGUGUGGCAGAGACUAAUGUGUCUCGCACACCACCACCACACAUAUCCGUCUUUCGAAAACAGCGGGGGGAACAACUACUGAAAGUUUCGAAACUGUAUUCAUACGUGACGUAAUUGUGUGAUGACGUAUACUUUUUCGGAGACUAUAUUUAUCGCCACUUCCGACUCCAUCAGACCGGGCGCGCGGUCAACUCUAAUCGGUGAUAAGGCAUUAUCCGAGAAUGAACGAUCUGACGUUGAUAUGUGAAUGUCCGAGCGUAUUUGGCAACACAGAAGGAGAAGACAACGCUGAUUGAGAGAUAUUAUCACAUCUAUUUUUCGCCCAUCUUUUAUGACCACAAGAUAUUUUCAUCUUCACAGCGCGAACUAGACGUGAGAUAAAUCAAAAAAGAUUUGAUUGAAACAAGUGGCGUGGCUGACUGAUGCGAUGCCCGUGAGAAAUGUACUUUGUUCCUAUGGCGAUUAUAAUCCAUGCUUCUUGUCAGUGUUUUUAGAAUUGAAGUCUAUUCCGAUCAACCGAUCAGUUCACGUGAAUAUCAUUUGCUUCUCUCUUCCUUUCUCUCUCUUAUCUAUUCGAUGAACUCAACAGAUGAAUUUAGGUGUUCUAAACGCUCAUGCAAUGAGCCAGCAAGCAGUGGGAAUAUCAAACUUUCAGCAAGUACAGCGUGACCAGAUCAAUCAGCAGAGACUACUUCAAGCACAGCUGCAGACAAAUGGACCGGGAAGCGUGCAGCAGGCUGUUCAGCAACAACAACAGCAACAAGCUCAGCAGCAAGCUCAGCAGCAAGCCCAGCAGCAACAGGCACAGCAAGCACAACAACAGCAGCAGAGCCAGCAGCAAAUGCAGAUCACGCCGCAGAUACUCCAGCAACUGAUGGCGACGCCUCAAGGAAAUCAGAUUGUGCAAAUGCUAUUCUUGCAACAAAUGCAGCAACAAGCAGCUCAACAGCAGCCGCAGCAGAAUCAAAAUGUCCAGCAGCAACCGCAACUUUCCUUGGCGCAGCAGAUUGCACAACAGCAAGCAGCACAGCAGCAGGCUCAACUACAGGCUCAACAGCAAGCUCAUCAACAGGCUCAGCAGCAGGCUCAGCAGCAGGCUCAGCAAGUGCAAGCUCAGUUGCAACAACAACUCACGCCACAGGUAAACCAUGACCAUACGCUUAAUAAAUCUAACUUUUAACGGGGGGGGGGGGUCAUAAUAAGAUAUAUCCUAAAUCUAACUUUUUUUUUGCAGCAAUUUGCCCAACUUCUGCAGCUGCAAGAGCAACAGCGGUUGCAACAACAGCAACAGCUACAGCAACAACAGCAACAGCAACAACUCCAACAACAGCAACUACAGCAGGUUCUACAGGUAAGCACGAAUCUCUGAUAGUCCUCGACUUCAACUCAUUAUUACAGAUCUCACAAGUACAACAAGCUCAACAGGCCCAACAGGCUCAACAAUCUCAGCAAACACCUCAACAGCAGCUGCAGCAUCAACUUCAGCAAGUUCAACUCCAACAGCUUCAACAGCAGCAGCAAUCACAGCUGCGGGAAAUUCAACAGCAGCAGCACCAGUUGCAGCAACAGCAACACUUGCACCACUUGAUGCAGCAGCAACAAAUGCAGCGAUUCCAAGUUCAACGUCCUUCCGUGGCUCCCACCCCUCAGCCAAUUUCUUCCACGCCACAACUGGCAGAUCAGCUGGCACAAACCAUGCAAGCUCAACUCCAGCAGCAGUUGCAACUCCAACAACAACAACAACAACAACAGCAGCAGCAGCAGCAGCAGCAACAUGCUCAACUGUUGAAACAACAAGCCUUCCAACAGCAAAGAGAGCAGCAGCAACGUGAACAACUGCAACGUGAGCAGAAAGAACGGGAACUGAAAGCGCAGCGGGAGAGGGAACAACGAGAGCGGGAAGAACGAGCAAGAAGGGAGCAGCGAGAGGUUUCUGAAAUGCGUGAGCCAGUGCAGCCAAAUCAAAAUCCGUCGCUGGCUCAAGCGCUGCAAAUCAUCCAGUCGAUAAAUAUGCAAGGACAGAUGGAACGAAUGGAACAGCAGAAUUCUAGCGGUGAGCUCAUUUCCUUCUUCUUUUACUUGUUGUUUCCAUCCCACUAUCACGCUUUCCACUCUGUGUCAUUUCCCUAUUUGUUUUCCCAUUCCAUUUCCACCACACCACACCACAACCACACCACAACUUCUCCGUAUGUCAAAUAAAGCGCUUAGCAAUUCAGAGAGAAUUAGUUGGAAAAUGCAUGUUAGACACUAAACUAUUUCGUGUGUGAAAUGAUUCAGAGAAUGAAUAAACAACAAUAAUAAUAAUAUUAAUUCUUCUUCAACUUCUUCUACUUCUCCUACUUCUUCUCAUUCUCCUACUUCUUCUACAUCUUCCCUCUCCUCUUUUUUGCAUCACCUUCUAACCAUUGGUUGUUCAUCAUGCUUACCCAAUCUUUUCCCGUUCAGCCGAGUCGCAAGAGGAGAAGCUGGCUAAACUCUUGAGUGAGCAGCAGCAGCAAAUGCUGCAAAACCAAGCUCGAGAGGUACAACACCGACAAUUGCUGAUCUCUUCGACACCAAUACCAAGAGGUGGAAUCACAAUGGGCACUCCAAUCAGCAUAGCCAGACGGGAGGAAUCUGUGGCAUCGGCACCGUCGGCUCCGAUUCCAGUUCGUACUCCUGUUGCUACUCAACCUCAAAAACAAAACUCUAACCCUUCUAUCAUACCAUCGACUUCAUCCAGCCACCCCAUUGGGGUAACGACGUUAAAAUCGACGGAGCAACCUUCCUCGUCGAAGGCCGCUUCUGGAAACGAGUCAAUGUCGGACCACAUCAGCCGCAUCAUCUCUGAGAACGAAGUGAUUCUUCAAGGAGACCCGGUGAGUGGCGAGUCCAUUUCAUUUAUGGGGUUUUUUUUUCACACCUUUGAAGUUUGAAGAAAGCUGAGCAAAAAACUCCCUCAUCCGUUUUCCCAAUUUGUCGUUUUGUUCGACGUCUCGAAUCUGUCCAUUUCCAGGUGAUUCGCAAAAAGCGCCCAUACCAUCGCCAAAUAGGUGCGCAAUCCUCGGUCGAUCACGACAGUAAUAGUGGUGGUGAGUUGUGGUGUGGUUGAGUUUCUUGAAGCAUCGCUCCAUUACCCUUGUCCUCUCCCCCCAAAGUCACCUUCUAUUACUCCCCGUUUCUGCUAUACCGUCUUUUUGCAUGCCUGUUCGUCUGCACGUGUCCAUUCAAUAUGAAAACAAUGCAUAUAAAUAUUAUAUAAAUAUAUAUAUAUAUAUAUAUCAGUCGAUAUUGUGAUUGUCGGUUUGUCUAUAAUCGUCCCACUUAUUGCAGGUUCAACUCGAACGUCUCCGGGACCCAAAGACAAUCGUAUGCUGCAAGCGGCCAGUAGAAGUCAGAGUUUGUUUGAACUGAGUGGAAACAAGAACUUCAUGGGUAGUCUGACAAGUGGUCAGCCGUUACUCCGUCCAAUAAUUCCACACAAUGACCCUAACUACACCCCGGAAUGCGUUUACUGCAAACUCACAUUCCCGAAUGAGGCUGGACUCCAAGCUCACGAACUGGUGUGCGGAAAGAAAAAGGAAGUGGAGAAGGUAGUGUUGUUGUUUUCGAUUUUUCAAAAAAAAUCAUUGGGUGUUUCAGGUGCGAGCUGAAAGAGCAUUGGCUGGACAUGGACAUUCGGAAACCAAUCCCCACAGUGCUCUCAAAAGACGUCACACUCAUCAGGACGCAACUCUGACUCUGCAGUCGCCGAUUCCAUCAACGUCGAGCAUGCCAGGUCCAUCGGAGCCGGCUCUAAAAUUUCGAAAAGUUUGUGCUUGAAGUGUUUCAUGGUCAUAUUUAUUGUUUUCCAGGAUGAACCGGAACCGACUGUGAGCUCAUCGUCUAUUGUUGCUUCGUUGAUGUCGAAUUUUCCCAAAACUCUUCCCAGAGAAUGGGAAAAUAACCUAUCAUCUCUUGCCGGACUCGCAUCUCUGAUUCCAAACUACGUAAGAGAUUCGCCUGUUGUACAUAUAAUUAUCAAUGAUUUUCAGCUGCAAGCCUUUCUCUCGAAAUUGUGUCAGCAAGGCUUGAAGAAGCUGUCCGACGGACUUUUACGCUACAUAUCUGAGACCUACAACAUUCCGCAGAUAGCGUUGACCCAAUUCAUUCAUUUCGCUUCUUUACUCGAGUAUGCGCAACUGGAAGAGAUGACGAUCGAACUGGAAAAGUGCUACAUUAGACGAUGCGAAGAUUAUAAUGCUAUUGUUAGUGAUUAGAAAUUCCUAAAUCAAAUUGGAAAAGAGUUAACGUUAUUGUUUUCAGGUUCAACCACAUCCACUUCACACACUUGACCUCGAGGGAAUCAUGAAGCAGCAGGAGAUGUUGCUGAAAGGAGAAUGUCCCGAACUGCUUGUUUCGUGCCAUGCUAUGCUUGAAUACCUUGCCCAGAAGCGAGAGAUCUCACCGCCCAACAAGAAUUCAGUCAACAUCAGGGUGCUCAGUGCAAACGGCAGAGAUAUAGUGGAUGCCGUACUAGAGCCUCAUCUCGAUCUUGAUGGAAUCAAUCUUCAUUUCAUGGUUAUCAUGAAGCAGUUGACUCAGAUGAAAGAGAUGAGCGAACAGUUGAUGACCAACUUGGAGGAGACUGAUACGCCGCUUCAUCAGAUAAUUCGGGAACAGGUCACCGCGCUCAAUUUCCUACUGACACAAGUUGGGCUCGUUCAUUUGACUUCAGUUGCCAAAAUCGCUGAGAUCAAGGGGAUUGGAACCUACACCAUUUACAAGGAGCCAAGACCCACCGAUAAUGGACCUUCCGCGCCUCCAACUCACGAAGAAGAGCCGCAAAGUUCAAAUGGGAUUACUGUGGAGGAAGAGGAUGAGGAUGUUCAAGUGGAAGUAGUGGAUGAGGAACAUGUGAAAGAACCGAUUGUUCCAAUUGUUGCUACUCCGACUGCAACGACUGCCGAGAACACUCCGACUGCUCACCAGAGUACUUCUGCAGUAGAGGGAACGUCGAUUCCAACUGAGAAUGGUGAGGAGAAUUUGGAGAGACAGCCCAUAGAGGAUGGGGUUGCAGUCAAAAAGGAAAAUGGCAUUUUUGGAUCAAACUUUCCUGCCCUGACGGGAAACACUGAUAAACCAUACUGGUUAGUGAUCGAGGAUAAUAUCGGAGGACGGCCGACGUUCAUGGCUACUGGUGGAAUGUCGUCAAAACGGAAUCGCGAUAGGAACAUCACUUCCGAGACUUACGUUACGGCGACUCGCUUGCAGCCCUCAUUUGCCGUACAGGACGGUUCACUUUCCAUGUACGCAAACUGGGCACUGCCUGUGCACAACGACGCCGAGACCAAAAUGAACCUCUCUUUCAUGGGUAUGGUAUCAUUGAAAAAUCGAACGGGCCAGCACAAGUUUUGGAAGUAUACCACCGCCAACAAAGACCUUGGACAUUACCGGAUGACUCAUUCCUCUUUCUGGGAUAUCAGCACUAAAAUCCGUGAUCGUCAAGCGUCGUUGAGCGAGGAAAAACCUCUGGAAGAAACGUCGGAGUAUGAUGCUCAAUUAAUUGAUAAGCUUGUCCGCGGGGGCUAUACACCGGCGAAUGAUGAAUUUAAACCGAGUGCUCUUCAUAAUCCGGUUCUUAUGGCUCCUGGAGAAACAAUGGUCGCUGCAGGUCCAAGCACGUCCGAGCCGACUCUACUGAUGCGAUCGCCACGUCCUGCCACGCCGAUGGUCAUCAAAACCGAGGAGCCGGAUGAGGAUAUGGAAGACGAGUAAGCGAACAUUUCCAGCAGAAUAGCAAUUUAUACGAUAAAUAUUCAUUUCAGGCUCGAAGAAAAAGUGCCCGUCGGAAUGUUGAUUGAUGAGAAACCAAUAAUCAAAAAAGAAGAACCAUUAGAUGCGAGGUAAUAAGAGCUUGUCUUGAUCCUCACUUAACCAAUGAUUUUUUGCUAUCCGGAAAAUUGCUCCUCUUAAUAAAACUGACAUAUUUGUUGAGCUCAAUCAAGUUUUGGCGAAAAACGUUUGAUAGUCGUUAGUCGUUGCUUUUCUAAAUGAUCUCACUCACUCAUUACUAGAGUAAGUUCUCAUUUGUGAUUGAAUACUUCUCCUCUUUUGUCGUCUUUUCCUUGUGAGCUCCUAACGUCUUUCUAUUCAAGUCUGUUUCUAUAUAUUCGUCAGUUUCUAAUCUCAUGUAUGUGUCUUUUCAGAUCAUCUGUUAAACGCAGAGAUGAAAUCCCGCGCAUUGUCAGAAAAGACCGGCCGAAAUAUGUGAAACAAGUGUGCCGUCCAAGACACGAGCAAAUAAUUGGCGGUCACCGAACAGAUGAGGUGCACACCAAACCGAAAAGGUCACUCAUUUUUUCGAUAAUUUCUACAGGUCUAUGUGUAUGUGCGUGGUCGUGGACGUGGAAGAUAUAUUUGUGACCGAUGUGGGAUACGAUGCAAGAAGCCAAGCAUGCUGAAGAAGCAUAUCAAGUACGACGAGUGUGCGAGAGAGCGAGCGAGACUGCCGACCAAGCCACCACAAAAAAUAUUAUCCGAUUUUGAUUUACAAACAAGCGGAAAGGUCUCAUAGGAGCAUGUUUCUUCCUUACAGGUCGCACACCGACGUUCGCGCCUUCAACUGUACUGCAUGCAACUUCUCGUUCAAGACCAAAGGCAAUCUGACGAAGCAUUUGAGCUCGAAAGCUCACCUGAGGCGUCUGGCCAACAGUAAGUGGUCUCACACUACAUAGCCCUCGUUCUUCCUCACCAUAUAUUUUGUGCGGUCUGUCUUAGUGUUCGAUUGUCUGAUUUUAGUCGGUUCAACUUUAGUUUCUUCCUCCAAUUUUUUAAAUUCACCCUCCGUCAGUUCAUUAUUGAGUCAGAGACAAAGGCAAAUGCCAUAGCUCUCAAAUAAUACAUUUCUUUUUAGUAUGGGACAGUAACGAGAUUGCUAAUGAAUAACGGAUGACUUCCUUCCUUUUUCUAAUGUCCUUUUUAUUGCAGUCCAAGCUGGGAAUGAGAGUGAUGGCACUACUCCUUCCAAUUGUAGUAUGAUGAAUAUGGAUGAAGGAUUCCAUAAAAAUGAACCGCUAUUCGACGACGAUAACAAGUAUGUCCGAUGCCUCAAUAGGGUGAGAAAUGGAAUUCACUUUUUCAGCACAUCGGACGAGGACGAUGACGAUCACCUUCACGCGAUGCAAGUGGAGCAUAAGUUCAAGUUCGGACAAGAGCACAUUCUCUUCGAGCGUAUGGCUCACACUCCGCCGACUCGUUGGACUCUGGUUAACGCAAAGGACGAUGAGCACUACUGGCCAACUCCGGACCGUCGUAAUUGCAUGUCUGCCCCGCCGGUGGCCAUGCAACGAGACCCUGAUGAUAGAGGUUAGUGAUAGUUAUCUAGUAAAUAGAAAAAAAAUUAUGUUGUUCUGUUCAGCUUUGUCGCCCGGUUCCGGAACUUCGUCUCCACUUUCAAGUCAACGUAUAAUGACUCCUUUCGCGCCACUACCAUCAACAUCUCAAAAUGUCGUCCUCCCCGAGCCGCAACAAUUCGGUCAGCCGUCUAGCAGUCUUUUUAAUAGGGAAUCUUCCCCUCCUAUCUCUCAAGUAUGACGAAUUCUUUCAUCAUAAAGCUCUGCAUUGUCACUUUUCAGAUUUAUCCUCCCGUUCAAAUAGUAAUGCCUAACUCUCAUCUUCCAACAAGCAGCGUACCGAUUCCCGAUUUCAAUUAUUUGCAAAGAGAUGAGGCUCUGAAGUGCGAUCAGUGUGACCGGACAUUUCGAAAAAUCUCCGAUUUGACGCUCCACCAACACACGCACAACAUUGAGAAGCAGCAGAGCAAGAACCGAAUGUAUCAGUGCCUCGAGUGCAAACUCCCGCUCCGCACCAAAGCUAUGCUCGCCAAGCAUAUGGAGUCCGCCCACGGCACGAGUGUACGUAGACGGCUCGCCGAAUUAACAUUCAAAGCAUUCAUUAUUCCAGAUGGACGAGUCGGUGACUGCGAGCAUUGAUCCGCUGGCCUCCACACAAUCGGUGCUCGGCGGACCGAUGUCGAAUAAUCCCCGUUCUUUCAUGUGCGCUGAUUGUGAUAUUGGCUUUCGCAAGCACGGAAUUCUGGCCAAACACCUGAGGUUUGUUCUUCAAUCAAUCAAAUUCAAUCAUUCAAAUUUAUCGUUUUUCAGAUCAAAGACUCAUGUAAUGAAGCUGGAAUCACUGCAAAGAUUGCCAGUCGACACGCUGUCCUUGAUCACUAAAAAAGACAACGGUGCCUGCUUGAACGACAUCGACACGUCGGACUGCGAGAAAGCACGCAUCUCUUUGCUCAGUGAGUGUCCGCAUAAUCACACACCAGGUCUCUCGAUGUGAUGUUGUGUUGUGAAAUGUUAUGGGUUAGAAUGCGUACUAUGUAGACUACAUAAUGUAGUCUCAUAAGCGGAAGCAAACGGAAUGCGCUUUUUCCUCCCAAUUACCGGUGUUUUUCGACGAGCCCGCUCGCUUUUCGUCUGCUCAACGUGUCUCUUUGGCUAAUCCUUGUCUGUUUUCAGCUAUUGUCGAGAAGCUCCGCAGCGAGCCCGACCGUGAAGAGACGCUGAGCACGCCAAUCACGCAGAGCGUUGCCUUGACGCCAGAGAUGCUUCGGGUGUUGGCCAACGCUCAGCCGGCACUACCACAAGCGUCGAGCGCGCCAGCACCGCCCCAGUUCCCCCUGGGCGUUGCCUCCGCCGCCGCCACCUCAUCGGUGAGUGCUGUGUUGGCAUCGGGCAGCCAAAGUAACGUGUCUUGCGUUAGCAGCUUCAACAACUCCAAUAUGUCGCCAAUUCCAACGGUGGUUCCGCAGGUGUUAACCACGCCGCCGCCGCUGCCUCCAUUCCAAUCGGACUCGUCCUCACUGCUCUCCAGAAAGAGUCCAACGGAGGUCUCGGAAUGCUCGCACUCGAGCAAUUUGCCCAGAACAAUUCUGCGCAUCUCGGAAGUUCCUCCCAGUCUACCAGUCAAUCAUCCACUUGUGAGCUUUCGCUUCCUUUCCCACAAAUUCCUAACCUCACCUGAAGAAGUGUAGUCGCAAACGAUUCCGCCCAGAUGCUUCUCUUUUUCUCUCUCUCUCUCUCUACCCAGUCCACUGCAUUUUUGUUUGAUAACAAGGAGUUUCGGUUCUGUAUGACGUAUUUAUUUUGGGGAAUCAACCACUAAUCCUGAUCAGUGGUAUCAGGGAAUAUCCAAUGCUUUUCAGCUCAAUGAUUCAUCGUCAGCCACGCUUGCCACUCAAUCUCAUUCCUCAAAUUCAUCAGAUUUUCCGUCAUCAAACACUCUUUCUACCACUGAAUCUAACUAUCGCAAACGGUAAUAAUUAAAGUGAUUCGCCAAUGACGACAAAAAUAAAAUUUUCAGUUCCGACUCCUCGACUUUUAGUUCCAGUCCUGUCAAGAGAGUGGCCGUCUGGAAUCCACCAAAAGCAGACCCUCCUCAGCCCUCCUUCAGCUCAACUCGGUCCCGCAGAAUUGACCCUCCGGAGAUUCCGGUUCGACCACCGAGCAGAAGACCAAAGCCCAUUCCAAACCAAACCGUGUGUACCAUUUGCCAGGAAGAGCAGGCAAACCCAAUUGAACUUCAGGUAGUUCUAGACUUCAAUUAUCAAUAACAUUUCAAGUGUUCAGGUUCAUAUUCACGUUGAUCACUUCAAAAUGAUUGACGGCGCCGAGCUGAGAUGUCCUCGAAGAUUUUGCGGUCUUAACUACAGCUCCGUUGAGAAUCUCCGAAUUCACGUCCGAAACCAUUACGAGAAGGAUCAGAAAAAAUGUGAGCCGAAAAGAUAUCAACGACAUUUAGUGAUAUAAAUGGCAGUGCAUAUAAACAAUAAUUUCAGUGCUCGAUGAAAAGGUGUUGAUGUCUGAAUCCGUAGGCUUUCCGACCGAAAGGCCAAGAUCCGAAACCACAAACCCACCCGUGAAACCCUCCGGCAACAGGUUCAUGUCUCCUUUCAAGCUGAUUUCCGAACAUCACGAAGUAAGACCUAACAAUAAUCAGUGAAAUUAUCUGUGAUUUAUCUAUUCCAGAUCUAUCCAUCCGAUCAACCAGGACCAUCGUCAUCAUCCAACUAA
This is a messenger RNA of Caenorhabditis sp. 36 PRJEB53466, 12333 nucleotides long. NCBI's taxonomy places the organism in Eukaryota, Metazoa, Nematoda, Chromadorea, Rhabditida, Rhabditidae. The record is from the annotation of a GenBank genome assembly.